UGGAUGCUAUCUGGGGAAUGUGGAUGGAGGACUUCCUUGUAGCGUCAGGGUGGAGACUCCUGAAGAGGCCAGUUUCUUCUACACUCACUUCCCUGUUGGCUCAGAGAGGAGGACAGGCGGCACGGAGACACAGCGGACACUCACUGAACUCUUACCUGGCUGUCAUUCAAAAGCAGAAGGAUGCUGUACACAGAGUUACUACGGCUGUGGGAUGAGGCGGUGCAGAAGGUGGACGCCAAGGACUGGGAUGGAGUGCUGGCUAAACUGGAUGAGAUCAGUGAACCCACGUCUCGUACUCUGUUUAUUGCUGCCUCGGCUUACCUGGCUCUGGGAGACCUCGACCAGGCCAUGAAGGCGUUAGACCUCACCAUUGCCAAGGAUCAGCGUCUUGCUGUUGGUUUCUUCCAGAGAGCAGCCGUGAUGAUGCAAGUUGACAGGUUGGAGGAAGCUCUGUCAGACUGCAUCUGGGCACAGAAACACAUGAGAGCAAACAUCGUCAUCGACUACAGACAGCUGGGCCUGAGAUUCAAACUCUACAGCUGGCAGGUGUUAUAUAACGCAGCAGCUGUGUACUGUCGGAUGGGACAGUGGGAGCAGGCGAGGGAGGUGCUGCUGUCAGCGUCCCAGGAGAAAGGAGGAGGCCGAGGGGGGAACAUAGAGGUGGCUUUGGACAGCAUCAUGAGGGAGGAGAUCCUGGCUCCUCUCCUGGUCCCAGAGGGUACGGUGUUUCGACCCAGGAAACAGGACGUGGAGCAGCUGCAGCAAAAAGACUUCCUGGGCAAAGCAAAGGUGAUUUCCUCCAUGAUUCCCAAUGAUGACUUUGGAGGUUUUGAACCUCUGAGGCUGCAGAAACCUGGUUUCUAUGAGCCUCAAGGGGACGGAUCUCAAGAUUCUCGGUACAUGCGUGUGCAGACUCCCUACAUGGCUCGAGGCGCGGGGCAGCUGACUGUGCCGGGAGGGGCCAUGGUGUUUUUAUUCGCUGAGGAGGACAGGGACGGGAUGGUGACGGUCAUUUAUGACGGACAGAGAGGACUCCUGCCUGUGUCUCUGCUCCAACCUGCAGACGUGAAGUCAUCCAAAAGCAAAAAGGACAAUAGGAUUCCCAGUGGGAUCCCCCUCCCUCCAGGACUGAAACCACCCACUCGCCCAAAGGCUCAAUCCAGCUCGGCACCUCCUGCUCGGGUAAGCUUUACCUCCACGGACAUUCCACCUCCAUCCUACAACACAGCCACCCACGCACCGCUGCCAGCCUCUGAGCCUCCCAGGUACACAGCCAACGCAGCCAGGGACCAGCAUGCAGACGCUGCUCGGGGAGCAGAGGCGGGAUCUGUGGUGGUGAAGGUCCACUACACGUACACAGUGGCUCUGUCCGUCCCUCUGGACAUGCCGUACAGCGAAUUAAAGGAGAGAAUUGCACAGAAAUUGGGCCAGUCGGCGUCUCAGCUGCGCCUCAGACAUAAGAUGCAUGGCUCCCGGGUGCUCAUACCUCUGGGUGGGGAGGCGGAGCCAGGCCGUAAUGUGCAGGAGGUAGCUGAGGCUGGCAGGGCCACCCUGUGGUGUCAGAAAGAAGACCCCCUGCACAACCGUUCCAUCCUGUGCCAGAUGGUGGCGCUGUAUGACUACUCUGCUGAGGGCCCAGAGGACCUGGAGUUCAGCGAGGGAGACACCAUCGACAUCCUGGGUGAAGUUAAUGAGGAGUGGUUGGAGGGACACUGUGCAGGAAACAUUGGCAUCUUCCCGAGCUGCUUCGCCUACAGGGAGAACCUCAGCGAGAGCCUGUAGAGCAUGUUAUGAGACAGACGUGUGACUGUGCAACCAUCUCUAAUAAACCUGUUAACCUGUGACAGAGCAAGCUUACGACCACACGGCACCUUUACAGAGUGCACUCACGGUUUACUCUGUCAUGCUUUAAGAUACUUCUGUCUCAUGUUAUCUCUGUCAUGUUGCUGCAGUGAUUCAUUCCCACAGUACUGAAGAGUAUGUUUACAUUAAACCUGUUUUUUCUCUCCUGUUUUACUUACACCAUAACAUUCCUUUUGCAUCCUGUGAUCCUUAUCAGGGUUUAUAUCAACCUCAGUCAACUUCAUGUUUUAUUCUAUGUUGUAUUAACAUUAUAUCUGUGUAAUCUUUAAUGUGUGUGGUGCCUUAAAGAACAAUAAAGUGUCUUGAUACUGAA
This is a messenger RNA of Notolabrus celidotus (New Zealand spotty), 2176 nucleotides long. RefSeq names its product NADPH oxidase activator 1-like. NCBI's taxonomy places the organism in Eukaryota, Metazoa, Chordata, Actinopteri, Labriformes, Labridae. Bases 181 to 1782 code for a protein of 533 amino acids. Gene Ontology annotation, biological process: superoxide anion generation. Gene Ontology annotation, molecular function: protein binding; superoxide-generating NADPH oxidase activator activity. The record is from RefSeq and is a predicted model, not a curated record. The transcript has 16 exons.